Messenger RNA from Cladocopium goreaui, 1661 nucleotides. NCBI's taxonomy places the organism in Eukaryota, Dinophyceae, Suessiales, Symbiodiniaceae. The record is from the annotation of a GenBank genome assembly.
CACCCAUGGACUCCGGACGUGGAAAGCUUCCUGGGAAGUGCAUCGACACCCUGCAGGCAUGGUUGCGGGAGCAGGGCGUAUGGUGGGACCAAGAGGCCCUACAGAUCUCCUCUGGGGUGGGUGGUAUGGGCAUCAUCAGUCGCAAAGAGAUUGCAGCAGGAAGCGUUCUGGCUGAGAUCCCCAAGUCCGCCGUGCUGUCCAUUAGGAACACAGUUCUGGCAGCAGAUUUAGCUGCUGCGCACCUGGACUUGGACCCAGCCUUGCGCUUGGCCAUCUGCGCUGAGAGGGCCUUGAAGUCGCGAAGCCGUUGGCAUGGAUACUUCCAGUCGCUCCUCCGACCCUACGAGUCGCUACCGUAUCUCUGGAGCCCGACCUUGCGCGAAAAUCUGCGCGGCACCGAUGCGGAAGACACGGUGAAGGAGCUGAUGAUGGAGCUGGAAGCAGAAGCUCCGCUGAAGGGCGAAAAUGAUCUGGAAUUUGCGGAACUCCGACACAUUCUGGAUAGAGCACCAGCCUUGAAGGGUGUCUCCAUCCAAAUGGAAGAUUAUUUGCAUGCGGCCACACUGGCGAGUUCUCGAGCAUUCACUGUGGACGACUUCCAUUUGGAGGCGCUAGUGCCUCUGGCGGAUGUCUUCAACCAUCGUUGCCAAAAGGUGCCCAAGGGCGAAGCGGUGCGAGAAGUCUCAGGGAAAGCUUCGAAAAAACCGCGGGGCGCAACGGGUGCAGCACGUGAUGCCUUCGGCGUGUGGCAAGGGAAGGUGCCACCGAUGCAAAUUGCGCUAGCUGAGACCACAGAAGUUCAUCAGGCCAAAAGGUCUGGCACAGGACCUUCGGGACAUUUGAUGAUUUACGUCCUGACGGACCUUGCUGCAGAUGUAGAGAUCUUCAACACAUACGGCGAGUUCUCCAAUGACAAGCUGCUCCAAGACUAUGGAUUUGUCUUAGAGCAGAAUGCGUUCAACACGGUGACCCUUUCCCGCAGCUUCUUGGAGGUCGCUGGAUGUGGUCGGCAGAUGGCCUGGGCCAUGCAGCACCGGAAGAUGCUGCAACUCACUCAGGAGAACAGCGAUGAUGACAUGGAAGGAGGGGAGGAGGAGGAUCCUGAGGAGGACCCAACUGUGGAAGUCCAUGGAGGCAUCAGCAGCAACUUCGUGACCUUUUUCGAGCUUCCAAACGCCCGCGGACGAGCCCGGAGAGGAAAGAAGUCGUGGCCUGUGUGGCCGCGACAGCUACGAACUUUGUUGGCAGUAUUGUCAACUCCCUGCAGCCAGUUGGACCGCCAAAACUGGCAGAUAAAGCAGAACCAGAGGAGGCUCUGGUGGAAUUUCCGCACGCGCUCCUUGCUACGCCGCGCCCUGCGAAGACGUUGGGCGCAAUAUCCAGAGCCAUGCGAGGCCUCCGAGGACCGUCGACGCUGGCGGAGUUGUAAAGCUGGUGAGACAAAAGAUAGCCUGGGACUCAGAAUUGGAGAGAAAGAGAUCUUGGAACACUUCCUGAAAGAUGUGUCCCCCCUGAGUCGCAAGCGACGCGUUCUGCACGAAUGGCUGGAAAGACAUCCGAGUUCGGAAGGGAGACGUGGCACUGGGCUCGGGUUCGAACUAGAACUGGCUGGGGAUGAGUUUUCAACCUGGAACAUGUUAGUUCAACAUGAAUGGGAUUAG